This is a messenger RNA of Cajanus cajan (pigeon pea), 560 nucleotides long. Its product is annotated as elicitor-responsive protein 3. The record is from RefSeq and is a predicted model, not a curated record. Lineage: Eukaryota; Viridiplantae; Streptophyta; Magnoliopsida; Fabales; Fabaceae.
GGUUCCAUUUACGUCUCAUUCAACAUGCCUCAGGGAAGCCUUGAAGUUUUUCUGGUUAAUGCCAAGGGUCUUGAGAACACUGAUUAUCUUUGUAACAUGGACCCUUAUGUGAUCCUCAUAUGUCGCACACAGGAGCAAAAAAGCAGCGUUGCAUCAGGUCAAGGAAGUUCUCCAGAAUGGAACGAGAAUUUUGUGUUCAACGUGUCUGAAGGUUUUUCCAAUCUCAUAUUGAAGAUCAUGGACAGUGAUUCCACCACGGCUCAUGAUUUUGUUGGAGAAGCUAAGAUUCCACUAGAUCCAUUGUUUAGUGAAGGAAACAUCCCACCUACGUCAUACAAUGUUGUCAAGGAUGACAAAUAUUGUGGGGAAAUUAAAGUUGGCCUCACUUUUAAACGUCAGGAUCGCAGUGAACGCAGUUUAGAGGAAAAUUUUGGGGGAUGGAAGGAGUCUGGUUAUAAAAUUUGAUUGUCUUUGUUUAUAGCAUUUCGGAGUCUUGAGUAUUACUACUGUAUCAGUCACUAUCUUCAUAUUAAUUCAAGAGAAUUUUCACUUUUAUAGUC